Drechmeria coniospora is the source of this 1239-nucleotide messenger RNA. RefSeq lists its product as uncharacterized. Gene Ontology annotation, molecular function: oxidoreductase activity. The transcript has 3 exons. The coding region runs from base 1 to 1239 and encodes 412 amino acids. Lineage: Eukaryota; Fungi; Ascomycota; Sordariomycetes; Hypocreales; Ophiocordycipitaceae. The record is from RefSeq and is a predicted model, not a curated record.
AUGGCAGGCCUCCGUUCCUUGGUGCCGAGCACGAGCAGAAUCAUGGGAGGGCCGGCGUCCACUUCCAUUGACCUGCCGUCGGUGGAAAGCCACCGGUUGGAAGAUGAUCCCGAUCGCAGGGCAAGAUGCCUGAAGCACCUGUUGAAGGCGAACCACGUCAGCCACUCGAUUGCGGACAGCAGCGUCGGCUGCUUCCACAAUCAAAUUGUUCACCUCCUCUGCACCGCUUACCUCUUGGGCGCGACCGACGUCCAGAUGCAAGACAUGUACGAGACGGAAAUCAAAUGCCUGAAGCCGUGGACCCCAUCUCCAGCCGAGGUCAUCAACGAGGACUGGAUCGACCUGCUCGGUGACAAGCAAUACCAGCGAGCAUAUGUCGACUUUUUCGAAGACAGCUUCGCCCUGGACUUUGCCUACGACUGGAAGCGCGUCUUGCGGCACUUUCUCUUUCGCGACGACGGCUCAGGCGAUCCUCUACUUCACGGCCUGAUCUGCGGCUUUGGACACACGCUCAUCCAUCUCGCCUACGCCUACGAAAUGGACAGCAAGGAAAUUGCCAUGGAAGCCCUCGGUUUGAUUUGCGUCGAGUACAACUUCCUGCACAAGUACACAAGCGAAUCCUCCUACACGAGGCCUUCCCCGCGGGCCUCGAAAUCACCCAUCGAUCUGCUCAGCAGCAUAUCCACCGACGAACGGUUCCAACGUCCGUCUCGAAAAUUUCAAUACACCAACCUCGAGUCUCUCUUCGACGACCAGGAAGACGUCAUUCUGGAGUACUGGAACGGCUGGGAGCUGGACGAUCCGACGACGCAAUUCCGGCUAUGCCAAGAGGCGGCCGUGACCCUCCUGUCGACGGCUGCCACACCAGGCUCUCGAAAAUACAACUUUUAUCUCGUUCAUCUACUAGCAGCGAGUCAUGCCCUUCGCGUCUUGCUUCCCAUCGUCCCCACCCGUCAUCGCGUCACCCUGCUGAGGCAGUGGUGGUUGCUUGCCAUUGCCGUGUACGUCAUCGAAGGCCGACCGCAGCUCCGUCUGGAGAGCACCUCGGCGGACGCAGGCAGCAAAGAUUGGGCAUACGUGGCAACCCAUGCCCUUUCUUCCGGGUCGUCCAAGGACGCUCACUUCCUCAAAGCGAUCCGCGCGAUGCACGAAGCGGCGAAAACAUGGGGGGAUGACGACGGAAAGUAUCUCAAGGCCGCCGUGACGUUUGUCGAUCACUUCGACGGAUGGACAAUCUAA